GGCUUGGCAAAUGUUACACGUAAGUUUGCUGCUCACCGACCACGUUGGGAAAAGAGUAAACGAAGUCCGUUUAAAUUCUUGAUCUAUCGGCACCGGUUGCGUGAUAUUAUUGAGUUCUUCAAUUGAGAUCUUGAGAUUUAGUUCGUCGGAAAAUUGUGUAUAUUAGCUCUAUUUUAUAGCAUAUAACCGCAUUACACGGUGUUAAAUUAGUCAACAGUGAAAAAAUAGUGGAACUGCCAAUAAUAUAGUGUAUCUCAAUGUUCGUUCUGAAAGUGAAAGUUAAGAGCGUGCUAAGCAUGAAGAUCGAAAUCAGAAAUUUCUUCUUGCUAACGAUCGUGACAACUCUGCUAAAUCUAGUAGUCAUAUCAACCGGGGUAUCAUCCGACAAUUUCCUGAAGCUGGAUGAGUUUAAUAGUUCACCAACGCGUCACAACCAUCGACAUCAUCCGUCGUCCGAGAAGCAGCAACAGCAGCCGCAGAAGGACAAUUUUAUCCUGAUCGAUUAUCUGAGCGAUGGAGAGGCGGAACGACGCAUCAGUUGGAACGGAAUUGCCGGCAAGGAGACCAGCAUCGGUGACAGUAGUAAAACACUCAGCUUAUGGCAAAUGUCCGACGGCAGAAGUUUCAUCCAGAUGAUCUACACAAGUGAUGGUCUUUUGAUGGAUUGCGAGUACGUGAGGCAAAAGAAACUUAUCAAAGACUUCCGCAACCGAUUCUAUGAUGAAAUCGAGCAGGCUCGAUCUCGUAACUUCAGUACCAAUUUUGGAGCAUCAAAGAAUCACCACUCACUAGUCUCGGACCAUGAUUUUCGCGAGUUUUUGGAUAAUGGUAUAAUCACUUCCGAGAUGGAGGAUCUGCACUAUAAUAUUCAGGAGUUUUCGGGAAAUCAGCCAUCCGUGCCACAAAGCGAUGCUUUCGGAAUGCGCAAUCUGAGUUACAUCCGGUUAGACAGUGAGGCUGAUAUACCAAAGGAUUUGGCGAAACAGCUGAAUUACCGAAGAUUAAAGCACCAGUGCGAUCAGCGACAUGUGCACAUGCGAGAUAUUGCCCAGAGACUGCAGAGCAGUGAUGCUCAGGAGAAACAGACUGCAGAGCAAUCCCUUCAAAGGCAUAAACGUGCCAUUGCCGAUUGGUUCCUAUCGCCUAAUACCAAGUGGUGUGGAAAAGGUCACUCCGCCGAACGGUAUCACCAACUAGGAGGCGCAUCUCGAGCAGAUAUGUGCUGUCGGCAGCAUGAUUACUGUAAAUUAUAUAUCCCCGCUAUGGCUACCAAGUGGGACUUGUUCAAUUAUCGUCCGUAUACGAUUAGCCACUGCAGCUGUGAUCAAAGACAACGCCGAGAUCUGGCAAGCAUGCUGCGUGUACCGGGCACCAAGUGGUGCGGUAAGGGAUGGAGCGCGCGCAACUAUGUAGAAAUAGGCGGGCUGUCGAAGGCAGAUCGCUGUUGUCGUCAGCACGAUCUGUCCUGCCCUUUUUGGAUCCUGGGCUUUGAGACAAAAUACCAACUGUUCAACUGGCGAGUGAAUACGCUGAUGCACUGCAGCUGUGAUGAGAGAUUCCGUACCUGCCUCAAAAUGGCUGACUCGAGCGACGCCAAUAUGGUCGGCAAGCUGUUCUUCAAUAUCGUGCAGUCCAAGUGUUUCGUUCUCAAGCCAGAAACGGUCUGCACCAAGCUGUCCUGGUGGGCGAAAUGCGAGAAGAAAGUCCGACGGAAAAGGGCACACAUUCGUGAUAAUAGGAAAUACUAGACAUAGUAUGCACCAUCCUUCAACUUUGUUGAGGUGGAAGUUCAAAUUACGGAAGCCACUACUGUACUUUUUCGGAUUGAAACCAAAAUGAAACCGAUUUGCUAACCGUUAGGCAAAGCAAACAUAAGACAGAUGACUGCAAGCCGUCAUAAAGCCGUUAUUUAUUGGUUAGCGUGCUAAGUUUAUUUAUUAGAAGCACAAAUUGAUGCCCAUGGCAUCGGAACCACUGACUCCUUAAACAAUGAUUCCUAUUAAUUUGUAAGAAUUGUUGGAGGCGACAGACGUCUCUACAUUUUUGUGUCUUAAAGGAAACUCAAAUUACUAAUCGAUAACUGAUAAGUGAACGAUUAGAAUCUACAAUCGUCACCAUCGACGAAGAAAUCAGAUCAAAUUCCGUACUGAUCCAUUACAUAGAAAAUGGCACUCUUGGAUUGCUGGUACAAAUUCCAUGACAAAAAUAUCUAAUUUGCAUUGUAAAAAUCUAUAACAUUUCCCAUUUUCUUAAAAAAAUUUAUUUAUUGCCGUCUAAUUUUCGAAUUAUCUGACUGAUUGACUGACUAGUUUAGUAAGAAUCAUUACUGAACGCAGUCAAUGAUUUUCAACUCGCCAAUGAAUAAAACGACUAGGUACUUUUAAUCUUAUCUACGAUAAUGCCACUUAAAUCGCGUACAUAAACCAUAAUCAAAACAAUAAAUGUACUCAUGUUAACGUUAUAAAGCUCUGUAAAUAAACAUAGGUAUUGCAUAUAAGUUUUUAACAUCUUAGGAAAAACUAGCAUGUUAAAUUAUAGUCUCGAAAAAGUGAUAAUCAAAAAACAACUGAAUGUAGUAAAGUGAACGAGUUUUUUUAUUUGAAUGUCUGAAUCAUUGCGAUGGUGUAAGAUGGAAUUUUGCAAUGAUCAUUAUAUACACAUUACUGAGGCUUUGUUCAAAAGCAGGUUUGUAAAUAAAGCUAAAAAUUUAACUCACA
Messenger RNA from Topomyia yanbarensis, 2717 nucleotides. RefSeq lists its product as uncharacterized. The transcript has 6 exons. Gene Ontology annotation, biological process: arachidonate secretion; phospholipid metabolic process. Gene Ontology annotation, molecular function: A2-type glycerophospholipase activity. Bases 258 to 1748 code for a protein of 496 amino acids. The record is from RefSeq and is a predicted model, not a curated record. NCBI's taxonomy places the organism in Eukaryota, Metazoa, Arthropoda, Insecta, Diptera, Culicidae.